UGGGGAAUACCCUUAAGUAACAAACACAAAUUAAAUAAAAUUUGUGAACGUCAACUAAAUUAAAUAUUUUCAAAUUGUGUUUUUUGUUCAGAAUUGAGUAAUUGAUUGUGUAUAUUUGUUGCAUAUUUUAGUUAGACAAUAUUUUAAAUGAGAAUGACUACAAUGAAAUUUCGUCAACUUAUUGACAUGGCAAUUGGUUUUCCUGAACCAGGUCACGUCAAUUUUUCAGCUCUCCAUUGUUUGCUCACUUGUAUAGCUGAAAAAUUAGGAAUUACUGAUGAAAUGAUAGAAUAUUGCAACAAUGAAACUGAAACUGUUUGUUUCUGCAAUAAAGCAUCAAAUUAUGAGUUGUUACAAAAACCUAGACUACUUGGUGGUACAAACCCCAAUGAAGAAAAAUCGAAUAGUGAACAAAAAGAACUUUCGACUGAAUCAAAUGCAGCAACAUUAAAUGAAUCUCUGAUGUCGGAAGAGAUUCCAAUAGUUUCUGAAACUCUGCCAAAGAAUACAGAAGAACAAAUAUCUGGGCAAAAACAUGUUAUAGAGGUACUAAGUCCAACAAAUUCAAAAACCUCUAUCAAAUCUCUCCCAAAACCUAUUACAUCCCAGUUGUCGGUGCAUAAACUAAAAGAACGCAUUUCUAAAAUAGAAAUGACAAUGCAACAAAUUUCUUUGUCAAAAGAAUUUACAUUGGGAAUCGCAAUAAUGAAGGAUCAACUUGAAUUUGUAAUGGAACAGUUAUUGCUUUUAACAUUCCUUACUUUAAGUAAAAAGCCCGACUUUCAUCAAAUUCAAAAACUGCAUUCAAUGGCUCAAACACUGCGAGAAUUUAAGAAAGAAAACGUAUAUAUCGAUGGGUCUAAUAGAAUACAAUUUCCUUCAGUACAAUCUCUAAAUUGGCAAUCUUCAGGUCUACAACUGAACGAAGUUUUAUCAGAAAAUGAUUUAUUAGAGGCUCAAAAUAUUGGCUUCCAACCUGAUGCUAUUAUUGCACAAACUGCAACCUUUCAAGAUGAACUUAAUGGUCAUCUAUGUUAUUCUCCCGAAAAGCUUCUCGAUCAACUGAUGGAACUAAAAAGCGAAUUUUGCCUUCUGACGAACAAAGUAAAUGAAGUUUCUUCGCGUUUAUUACAACAAGAGAGUCAACGUACAUUUUCUCUUAUCUCUGAAAUUCAAGAACAAAUGCGAGACCAUAAGAUCACAACAAUUAACUUAAAAGAAACCCAAAGUCGCAUAGAGGCACGUAUUUCAAACAAUCAGAACAGCAUUGAGAAUAUGAAAAAAAUCAUUGAAGAUGUAAUGGUUGAGAAAGUAGAUAAAACUGAAUUGGAAAUUCAAUUAGCCAACAAAGUUGACUACGAUCAACUUAAGAGAAAGGCAUCUCUGGAUCAAUUACAAGAAUUACACUGCCGGGUUGACAAUCAAAUUUCUGAGAUAUUGCGUCAAAUAAAUGAAAACGAAAAACAAUUCUCAAAGACAGUUGACAAUUUAAAUGACACCUUAGGAUUUGCUUCCAUUGAGGGAAUUUUGAAAACAUUUAAAGAAAAUAUUACCAAGGAUGUCCAAGAACUACAUACCCUGCUUAAAAACUAUAUCGAUUCGACAAAUGAUGAUUGCGCUGCAGCUGGAGCUCGCAUUAAAGUUCUACAGGAUCUCGCAUGUCUUUCAUGUGACACUAAUUGCAUAAUGCGUACGAUGGAAAAAGCAAAAGUGGCAAAAUUACCCAGCGCACAUGCAUCAAAUAUUUUAAGUCCACUUAUAACUUAUGAGCUAGGCUCUAUACGAAAAUCCGGUAUAAUCGGUUACUAUCGCAAAGAUGAUUUUCCCCAUUCAACAAAUGCUUGGCUAGAACGUCAGUCGAAUGGCAUGACUGAUCUAAAACAAUGCAUUCCACGACAUGCUGGCGGAGAGCACACCACAUAUAAUGCCAAAGAACGUGUUAAAAAGAUGAUGUCAUAUAGAAAAUAGUCACUAAUUAUGUUUUUAAAUUCACAUUUCCGUUGCAUUUUUAGUUAAAUAGAAGAGUUUUUAUGGGAAAUUUGAAUUUUUUUCAAGUUCAUCUAGUGACAAAUAUUAUUGGGACGUCACUAAAUUUUUAAUUUGUUUUUUAUUAUAUAAAUAUUUAUAAUACAAAUUUUCUUCCGAAAAAAAUGUAAAAAUCAAUGACCUUACUACGAGGAUUACCUAAAGCAAAUUUUUGGAAAACAUGGUUCAAAACAAAAAGAAAGAAAACAAAAGAAAGAACUUAAGAAAAACUUUACAUAAAUAUUGGUUAUUCACAAGACUGGCAUAAUCCAAAACAACACGUUUGAAGAAAAAACUUCUUUAUAUGUUUGAAAAUACAUUAUCAAGUACAUUAAAAUUAUAUAAAAGAAGGGGGUCCAUAUUUUUUAAUACAUAUUUCAACAAAAAAUAUUUUUGACUUUUCCCAGUUUUAACUAAUUAACACCAAUAGUUCCCUUGAAAUUAGAAUUCCCGAGAAUUGUUUAAACAAUUUUAAAAUAAAGGCCAAGCCCUCUAGAUAUUGGGGCAAUGAGGCGCAAUAUGAAUGAAUUGCUUAAUCACAACUUGACGACUUGAUAAAAAUCUCUGAAUGAGGUCGUGAUAACAGAGUCGAUUUUAACGCCUGCAAGACACAUUUUUUUAACACAUAAACGUUUGCAGAUAUUGUUGUUCCAUCAAGUGUCUCUGUUUUUUGGAACGGUGGCAUACUCCACUCCAUUUGAUCUCCUUACUAUUUACACCACUUAUAUUUGACCGAAAAUGGAAUACAAGUCUCAUAUAAGGGCCGAAGCUUAGAAUUCUAUUUUGGAGCUUCUCGACCGCGUACAAGUGAGCGCGAAAGUACAUAUCGGUAACAGCAGGGUAUCGAACUCUAUUGAUUCACUAGAACACCAUCGCAACGUGGGUCUAUUUCACUGUUCUAUCGAUACUACAAUGGAAUGUGUUCCUUUGGAAUUAGGGAACUUUCCGAUACCCGUAUAUUCUUGCUUAACACACGUCUUUCUUCAAGAAAAUACCCAUUUGUGGUAGAUUGGCUAGUAGAGCGCACAACUCACAGGGAAAAUUCAUUCAUUAGCCGCACUGUUCGUGAGUGAACUAAACUCCUGCAGAGGUACUACAUCCCACUUUCGAUAUAGGAAGAUUUAAAUCAAAUGUCCACAAACUCUACUAAUUCCUAGUUCCAAUACAAUGUUUCGCAUAAGUUACUUAAAA
Lucilia cuprina (Australian sheep blowfly) is the source of this 3216-nucleotide messenger RNA. RefSeq names its product restin homolog (gene nis). The record is from RefSeq and is a predicted model, not a curated record. The transcript has 2 exons. Lineage: Eukaryota; Metazoa; Arthropoda; Insecta; Diptera; Calliphoridae. The coding region runs from base 148 to 1968 and encodes 606 amino acids.